Molecule: messenger RNA, 1447 nt
Organism: Lolium rigidum
Lineage: Eukaryota; Viridiplantae; Streptophyta; Magnoliopsida; Poales; Poaceae
Product: AT-hook motif nuclear-localized protein 25-like
Exons: 1
Coding region: 1-990 (329 amino acids)
Biological process (GO): vegetative to reproductive phase transition of meristem
Cellular component (GO): nucleus
Molecular function (GO): minor groove of adenine-thymine-rich DNA binding; DNA-binding transcription factor activity
Source: RefSeq, a predicted model, not a curated record
AUGGCCGGGAUGGACCCUGGCGGGGGCAGCCCCGGCGGCGGCGGCUCGCGCUACUUCCACCACCUGCUCCGCCCGCAGCAGCAGCAGCAGCCCUCGCCGCUCUCGCCCACCUCCCACGUCAAGAUGGAGCAGGCCAGGGACCAGCACGCCAGGAUGUCGUCGCCGGACCAGACCCCCGCGGGCGAGGCGGCAGACGCGGGCGGCAACGGCGGCGACCAGCCGUCGUCGUCGGCCAUGGUCCCGGUCGACGGCGGAGGAGGCAGCGGCGGCUCGGGCGGGCCCACGCGCCGUCCGCGCGGCCGGCCCGCGGGGUCCAAGAACAAGCCCAAGCCGCCCAUCAUCGUGACGCGCGACAGCCCCAACGCGCUGCACUCGCACGUGCUCGAGGUCUCCGCGGGCGCCGACAUCGUCGACUGCGUUUCCGAGUACGCGCGCCGCCGAGGGCGUGGCGUCUGCGUGCUCAGCGGCGGCGGCGCCGUCGUCAACGUCGCGCUGCGCCAGCCGGGCGCGUCGCCCCCGGGCAGCGUCGUGGCCACCCUGCGUGGACGGUUCGAGAUCCUGUCCCUCACCGGCACGGUGCUUCCGCCGCCCGCGCCCCCAGGCGCAAGCGGACUCACCGUGUUCCUCUCGGGUGGGCAGGGACAGGUGAUCGGCGGGAGCGUGGUGGGAUCUCUUGUCGCCGCGGGGCCUGUCGUCCUGAUGGCCGCUUCCUUCUCCAACGCCGUGUACGAGCGGCUCCCUCUCGAAGGGGAGGAGGAGGAGGUUGCGCCGCCUCCCACUGGAGCUGAAGCGCAAGAUCAGGUGGCACAGUCAGCUGGGCCGCAAGGGCAGCAGCCAGCGGCAUCGCAGUCCUCUGGCGUCACCGGAGGCGAUGCCGGAGGCAUGUCGCUCUACAACCUUGCUGGCGGGAAUGUGGGGGGCUACCAGCUUCCCGGAGACAACUUUGGAGCCUGGGGUGGCGGCGGUGGCGGAGUCAGGCCACCGUUCUGAUCCGUCUCUUGCAAUGCAAAUGUACAAUCCACACACAUGAAGACUUCACAAGAGUUUCAAAUGGUGGAGAGCCCUUGCCAUCCAGUACAGAGAGCUUAACCACAGCAGGCAUGCAUACUGGAUUUUUCAUUGGAUUGACCUUUGUGAACUUGGAGCUAUUUACACGUAUGCAUCGUGCAUGCAUGCGUUUUGAAAGAUUGGGUAUACAUGGGAUAGAUCUAUUGGAGGUCAUGAGAUAUACUAUGUUCAGGGAGGAAGCUGUUGAAUUAUUUCAUGCAAGAUCAAUUUGGCAAUAAGUUUAAAGGUUAGUGAGAUCCCAUGUUUUUUUUCUGUUUUUCUGGCACCACCGAGUGUUUUUCUUCUUUUUCUUACAUUUUCCUUUGUAAUGUUCUAUUCUAUUCUGGCUGUAUCUUGGUGUAGAAUGAUGUUUCUUGAAUGAAACUUUUGCUUCCCUUUU